Messenger RNA from Arabis nemorensis, 475 nucleotides. The record is from the annotation of a GenBank genome assembly. NCBI's taxonomy places the organism in Eukaryota, Viridiplantae, Streptophyta, Magnoliopsida, Brassicales, Brassicaceae.
UGGAACGGCCGGAAAUAGAACGGAUUUGGAUACUCCAAGAGGAGGAGAGGCGGCUGAGAAUCUUUCUUCUGUUCGUGAACGUCUUGGUGUUUUCAUGUCUCAUAACCCUUUUGGUGAAGACGGCAGUGGCUUUGGAAUAAAAAUAGUGUUCCUACAGAACGGGAAACAGAGCCUUUACCUUGUUCUUUUUAUUAAAACUUUUCAAAGCAAUGCAGAUACAAUCAGUUCAAUGGUUGUUCAGGUCAAAUCAGGGAUAUCAAAUGGAAUGCUUAAUGACACCGAGAUGGCUGCUGCCCUUGCCUCCGCCUCGAUCGUCUUCAAGGACGACAUUAACUACGCGGAGAAGUUGGUUCACGGGGCAAAUGUCAUCUACAACUUUGCCUUGUCCAUGAAAUCUACUCCAAAGGAUAGUGAUGACCUCAUUUUGGGUGCAACGUGGCUGUACUAUGCCACUGGAGAUCUAUAUAAUAUAUAA